This is a messenger RNA of Nyctereutes procyonoides (raccoon dog), 4883 nucleotides long. It is a transcript of the gene RBMS2, whose product is annotated as RNA binding motif single stranded interacting protein 2. The coding region runs from base 402 to 1643 and encodes 413 amino acids. Gene Ontology annotation, cellular component: nucleus; ribonucleoprotein complex; cytosol. The record is from RefSeq and is a predicted model, not a curated record. The transcript is spliced from 15 exons. Gene Ontology annotation, molecular function: poly(U) RNA binding; mRNA 3'-UTR binding; poly(A) binding. NCBI's taxonomy places the organism in Eukaryota, Metazoa, Chordata, Mammalia, Carnivora, Canidae.
UGGUUAGUGCUGUCUGUCCCAUUAUCAUAGCAAAAAGGUGACCAGAAAACUGGAAUAGAGACUGGGACUUCAUUUAAGGGAGGGUUUGGGCUUAAUGUUUGCUGUGGCAAAGCAAACAGGGUUAAUUUAUGUUUUAAGACAAUAUCUAUGAUGGCACAAGGUGACCUGAAGAAGGGAUUUGAAGGCUUUAAUUUUACAUCCCUGUUUCAUUUGGAUUGGUAGGAAGUUACUGGGUUCAUUCUUGAAUUUUUUAGUUUCCUACAAAUUUCUUAUUAAGUCUCCUUCACAGGACAUUACUUUGAAACUUUAGAGCUGAGAGACAACUUGAAGCAAAGAUUCCAACUCUGUGAACUUCAGUUUGGGCGCAAAUUCCAGAUUUGCUCCCUUACAUUGAAGAGAAAAUGCUGCUAUCAGUGACUUCCAGGCCUGGGAUUUCGACUUUUGGCUAUAACAAGAACAACAAGAAGCCAUAUGUGUCAUUGUCUCAGCAGAUGGCACCACCUAGUCCAAGCAGCAGUACCCCAAACAGCAGCAGUGGGAGCAAUGGAAAUGACCAGUUGAGCAAAACCAACCUCUAUAUUCGGGGAUUGCAACCAGGCACUACUGACCAGGACCUUGUCAAAUUGUGCCAGUCAUAUGGCAAGAUUGUCUCCACUAAGGCCAUACUGGACAAGAGCACAAACAAAUGCAAAGGCUAUGGCUUUGUGGACUUUGACAGUCCUUCAGCAGCACAGAAAGCUGUGACAGCACUGAAAGCCAGUGGUGUACAGGCACAGAUGGCAAAGCAACAGGAGCAGGACCCCACAAAUUUAUACAUAUCAAACCUUCCUCUGUCAAUGGAUGAGCAAGAACUAGAGGGGAUGCUGAAGCCUUUUGGCCAAGUUAUCUCCACUCGAAUCCUCCGAGACACCAGUGGGACCAGCAGAGGGGUUGGCUUUGCAAGGAUGGAGUCCACAGAGAAGUGUGAAGCCAUCAUCACCCAUUUUAAUGGAAAAUAUAUUAAGACACCUGCUGGAGUACCAGCCCCAUCUGAUCCCUUGCUUUGCAAAUUUGCUGAUGGUGGUCCAAAGAAACGACAGAACCAAGGGAAAUAUGUGCAAAAUGGACGGGCCUGGCCAAGGAAUGGAGAUAUGGGUGGUAUGGCCUUGACCUAUGACCCCACCACAGCUCUUCAGAAUGGGUUUUACCCGGCUCCUUAUAACAUCACCCCCAACAGGAUGCUUGCUCAGUCUGCGCUCUCCCCGUAUCUUCCAUCUCCUGUGUCUUCGUAUCAGAGAGUAACUCAGACAUCUCCUCUCCAAGUACCUAACCCAUCUUGGAUGCACCACCAGUCAUACCUCAUGCAGCCUUCAGGCUCCAUUCUGCCGCCAGGGAUGGAUCACCCCAUUUCUCUCCAGCCUGCCUCCAUGAUGGGACCUCUUACCCAGCAACUGGGGCACCUCUCUCUCAGCAGCACAGGCACGUACCUGCCGCCGGCCGCCACUGUGCCAGGAGCUUACAUCUCCCAGUAUGCCCCCGUGGCUGCUUCCAGUGUUUCUGCUGAGUGGUCUGGAACCGACCCCACAAUGUCUCUGAGGUGUGCUUGGACAAAUGAAUUAUUGGAAAUGCUGGUGCUCCCGGACUCGAGGGCCGACUGGGAAUAGAGAGCCACAGACCCUGCUAAGGACUAACACGUGGGCAGUGUUGUUCACAGGCCUGGGCCUGGAGAACGAAAUCUCUGCACUCCUGCCCCCUUCUUCUUCCUCCAUUCCUGAGGGAGCCUGGGGGUGACCGUCACUUUUUGUGCGUGCUGCAUUCAAGGAGAUCAGAAGAACUUCUUUUUUCUUUAUUUUGCAAAGAAAGUUUUAAUAUUUUGUUUUUAACUGCAAUAUACUCUUUCCUUAUCCCAAAGAGACGUAGUGCCUGGAGCUUCUUCCCAUCUUUAUGAAAAACAGUUUUUGACGUGUUGGACUUGCCUGGGGAGGCUUUAAAAAUUUUUAUUUCUUUUUUUAAGAAAAGUGCAGUUGUAGAACAUGAUGAAGGAGUCCUACGGUGGGCCCUUCUGCGCAGCUGCGUUACGGGCUUGUUUUGGGGUGUGUGCGGGGGGAGAUGAUGCAGACAAAAUUUUCUGUCUUAUAAAGCUCUUAGCUCACACAUCACCUCUCCUCUUCACACAUUUUAUGCCUUCUUUCUCUCAUCCAGACUGUUCUCUUUUCUCUAUAGCAAAGCCUGCCUACUUUCCUUUAUACGGUUUUUAAUUUUGUGAAUUUCUUUUUUGAACGAAAUUUUGUACAGACUUUGGGGGGCUGGGUGAGGAACAGGUAGAAAGCUAAGCAGGCAGUGGAAGUGGCUUUCCCUUCCUCCCUGUGCCACAUCCUGGGAGAAGAGGCCAGACUUGCCUUCGGGAAGCAGAGAUAUGAUGUGGGCUCGUUGAAGAGACACUCCUACGGCCCUUGGGAGCCGUCCUUGAGCCAAAUUUAGAUGAAGACUAGGUCUUCCCUGACAAGCUCCAGGAGGGCGGACUUCCUGACUUCUGACUAAUUCUCACCACUGAGGCCAGCGCCAUCUGAGGAAGUGUCUUCUCCAGCGACCGCUUUUCAGGAAUCCCUGCCUUCCUGUUUCCUGGAGGAUCUCCUUCUGCCCUGGGUCCCAGGGCCCCUGUUUUCCCUGUCACACGUUGCUGUGCUCAGAUGAACCUUUGCAGUUAUGACCGUGCCAAACCCACUAGGCUCCUUCCCCACUGUGGAAGAUCAGCUGCUUCAUCUAGACCAGUGCUUCUCGGGAAAGUGGUUUUGUCCCCUAGAGGCCACUUGGAAAUCUCUAGAGACAUUUUUGAUUGCUUUGCCUGGGGGUGAGGGCUGUGCGCUACUGGCAUCUAGUGGCAGAGACCAAGGAUGCUAAACAUCCUACCGCACGCGACCUCCCCAACUCCCCCCACAAAGAAUUAUUUAGCUCAAGAUAUCAGUGCGCACUUGGGAAACCUUGAUGUAGGCAGUGGUGGUACUGCCUCCUGUACCGGGUUACUCGGUAAAGUCUCACCCUGACCCUGGACACGCAGCGCCUUUUGACACUCAGUGUAACUUGUUGAGAGGGACAGAACCGGGGUCCUUGAGUUUUCCCCAGGCUGUGGCCUUGGGUACCUCUGCAUGCAGCCAGAGCUGUCCUUGGAAGGCUGUGGGCUUGUGCACCUGCCACACGCACACAGGUCGGCGGGAUCAAGGCGUGGGCCAUGUUCUGUGUGGUGCGCUGUUCCAGGCCGGAAAAGGACCGAGCUCUGUAACUGUCCGGGGCAGCCUGCUCCGCCCAGAUGUUUGGAUCCCUUUUCCAGGGAACCAGGACAUCAAAAGUGAUUUUCCUUCUUGUGGAAGGAUAACAGGGCGCUAGGAUAGAAAAGGACAGUAAACCCCAGCUCGUUAGUUACAAGACCAGCAAUCCUCUAGAACCUGUGAGCUCCACCUCCUGCGAGUGUGAGGCCGCUGGAGACAGGAGAAGGCCCUCGCCCGCCUGGAAGGGGCAGCGCCCACCUGGAAGGAAGAGCGCAGCGGUCUUUUCCCAGUCCCGCCUGGUGCACUCCCAGCCCUGCCCCCUCCACUUCGAAGUCAGGUGCUUUUUUCCCAGUCAGGAAACCCAAGGGAGAGAAUGGAGAAACGGGUGCUGGCAGGGUGCUGGCCAGUGGGAGAGGAAGGAGAUGCUACGGAGGGAGGAGAGGUGGUGCCGCGGUCCCCGGCCCGGGGCUGUGCCCGGCCUUCCCUCCCCUUCCACUCGUCCUGGAAGUGAGAGUCCCCGUGCCCCCUGCCCCUUUUGUACAAUCCCAGGGCAGGGGCAGUGGGUACGGGGAGGGUGCAAGGCGGAAAGGACAUAAUUGCCACUACUCAUUUUCUCAUGGAUCCUCCCUGCAGCCUCGGGAAGCACUUAUACCCUGUAGAGCAACCCCGAAUCCAGUCACUUUCUAGAAGGGUUUGGCUGGGCAAGUAACUCUUUUUUUGGGGGGGGGGGGGCAAAUAACUCUUGUUUCUGAGUCUCCAGCCCCGGUGAGGAAAGUAGACCAUAUAUUUCUUGUCAGUGACCUUGAAAGAGAGAAAUCCGAUGUCCUGCUCAUUGAUGGCUAGUUUGGAGGCGCCUGCUGUGGGGUUUAGUGCCGUGGGGACCUUCAGGUAUGGAAACUCUCCUUCGCGUGACUCCUGCCUCCCCUUUGCCCCCCAGAACUAUUUUGUGGGUAUUUUUUAACUGUGUCCCCCCCCAACUCUUCAUUCUAUUGUGUGUUUUAGUUUUGUUUUUUUUUUUUUUUUUGUCUGUAAAUGGCCAGGAUUUUGCUUUGUUUUGUUUUAACUCGUGAAGUUCCCCUCCGUGUGUUCCUCUCCUGGGACUCUAAGGGGUGUGUUGGGUGUUUCCGGCUUGGACGGCUUUGGGCUCGGGAAGCCUCGGCGAGUCUCAAGUACUUUGCGGUAGUUACGACCCUGUAGAGCUUCUUUUUGGGGGUUUUCGGUUCCGCUCCUGUUUCUCCCCUAGUUAGGCCACUUCUACCAGCUGCUGACGUGACUGAGGGGGGGACGGCAGAGGCGGGGCGGCCGUCCUGGGCGGUGAGCUGUUGGCCGGCAGCGCCGUGGCCGCCGAGCGGGCGCGCUGCGCUCUUCACCCUGCGCUCGGGCUUCUCGCUGGGCUCCGCGGCCCGUCCGCGCCGCGCCCAGGCCCAGCCCCAGCCCCAGCCCCGCUCGUCACACGGUCACGUGCGCGCACGACUCCCAGAGCGCCGCGGGGGGUCUGUUUUCCGCCACAGUGUCCGAGCCGUGUCUUAGGACCCGGGCCUCGACGGGGCUCAGGGCCGGCCUGGCCCUCCGUGUCCGAGUCCUGACUGGUCCCCGCGCCGAGGGGAGGGCCGCCCCGGGCUGAGCGACUCUGGAGAG